Messenger RNA from Vitis vinifera (wine grape), 954 nucleotides. RefSeq lists its product as uncharacterized. The record is from RefSeq and is a predicted model, not a curated record. Bases 22 to 825 code for a protein of 267 amino acids. Gene Ontology annotation, molecular function: protein binding. Lineage: Eukaryota; Viridiplantae; Streptophyta; Magnoliopsida; Vitales; Vitaceae. The transcript is spliced from 2 exons.
UCCCUCUCUGAAGAACCUCCCAUGGCGGACAUGGAUGAUGCGAAACGCAUCCACCAACUCAACGGAGCUUUGUACCGUGCUCUGAUGAAGAAGAAACCCAAGGAUGUGCUGGGUUGCUUCAAAAGCCUUCCAGAUGACGAAGGUCCAUUGUACAAAAUCACCAUACAUAAAGACACCGUUCUCCAUAUGGCCUGUUACUCCAAGCAGCGUGAUCUCGCGCUCGAGUUACUGCAACUGUUGCCCCCCAGUCUUAACCAGCGACUCGCCAACACUAAAAACGAUGUGGACAACACUAUCCUCCACGAGGUAGCCACUUACAACGCCAUGACUGACGUUGCCACUGAAAUAUUGAACAGAGCUCCGGAGUUGCUUACUGCUCGUAACAUCCUUGGAGAGACACCUCUCUUUCGGGCGGUCCGGUACGGGAAAGAUGAAAUGUUCAAGCUACUAGCUGAGAAGCUUGACCGAAUGGAUUUUGAAACUGAAGAAGAUUGUAAAGCCUGUUUGCGGAGGAAUGAUGGAACAACUAUUCUCCAUAUUUCCGUAUUUACCGAGAAUUUUGACAUGGCGCUGUUGAUUGCGGAAAGAUAUGGAGAUUUAAUUAGCGCCUGGGACUCUAACCAAAUGACGGCUCUUCAACAUCUAGCAUGCUGCCCAUCGGCAUUUCUCAGUGGAUGCGAACACGGACAUCUGAGGCGAUUCAUCUACUCUUGUAUAGUAUCCUUGUUCUCUUCUCCACUAACUGGAUUAAUUAAGUUCUUUUGGCACUGUUAUAAUUUUCAUAAGGCUUUCAGAAUGUGCCCAAAUACUUUGAAAAGUUGUUAAAAAAUCAGAAGAGGGCUUGUGGUCCUUGCCUUGGUAUAGCUUUGGCUUACGUUCCUUUUGGUAAUAGCAAAUUGAAUAUUAAUGCCUUUUCUUUUCUCUUCCUUUUGACAGAGCUAAGAAAAGGUUUUC